ACCACAUCCGGGGUGAUGGUAUUCGUGGGAGUUCCCAAGACGGGCCGAGUCAGGCACUCGGUUGUCAACCCCGCAGAAUUAUCCCAGUAGCCAACCGACACACAGCAUGUGGAAAUCUGGGGUUUGAAUCUGGACAUCUAAUCCUUACCCAAGGCCAUGCUUUAAAAAGCUCUUCACCGCUUACCUUAGGUUUAUCAAUCUCCAUUUCACGAUGCGAAAGGUGGCUAUGGCUCUAUUUGAGCAUGACGACGUCACACGAAGAUAAUCGGGCUGAUUCCAGCUCACCUGUGAGUGGUGCCGAUGGGUUGCAAGUGGCCUACAGACCUCUGUCCAACAGCGGCAAGCCGGCAGCCCAGCGCAUGAAGCGAACUCAGGUAUCACGAGCAUGUGCGCGGUGCAGGCGAUUGCAGAAGGGAUGCAGCGAGGUGCGACCGUGUCAACGGUGCGUCAAGACGGGUUUGGCGGAACAGUGUCUUGCUAGCGGAAUCGCACCACCUCUACAGCCGCCUGCUCGAGAGCACCAACAACAUUAUGAUGCCUACAUGAUUGGGACACCCGGAUCCAUCACUUCGCCUUCGUUAUCCUCGCUGGAUCUGCCAAUCACACCGCAAGCUUUUACCAGCUUCGCGCGUGAGUCGUUCCAGCGGCAAAUUGACCUUCUCCCCGCAGCUGUCAUCGACCACUGCACCGAGCGCUUCUUUGCGCGUCUGCGUCCGACGAUACCCAUUUUGACACCAGAGUACGUAGCUACUCUACGACGCAGCGUCGCCGAAGCGUCUGAGGCCAGCAACGAAGCUUACUGCGUACUGCUCGGCAUGUGCACCAUGGUGCUUUUACAGGUCGAGCCGCCAGAGUCCCGACCCGUUGGAUCGGGAGACCGCAUUGUCGCCAAGACCAACGCCAAGUAUGGCUGGAUCCUGCUGGACGAGGCUCUGGCAGCACAUCGUCAUCUUUCGCGGCAGUCGAAUCCGAUUUUUGAGCAUGUGCUGUUUAAUUUUUUCUUGUAUGCGUGUCAUGCGGCGUUGUUUCAUCACAGCCAGGCCUUCUUCUUCCUUAGGGAGACAACGACGCUAUGUAUGCUUCUCAAGAUAGAGAUGCUGCCUGACCUCACGCGUGUGUUGGCCGAGCGACUGUUCUGGGUUUUGGUUGCGUCGGAAAGGUCUCAUGCUAUACGCUACAAACGGCCUAUCACGUUGCAGAUCACGGCCUCUAGUCCAAGCUUUAUGCCCUCCUCAACUUCCCCAGUAAACAGCGCACUUGAAACCUCCGAACUGGCAGGAUUCUGGUGUCUAGCCGCUCUCUUCCAGCCCCUCGACACCUCCUUCAUAGCCAUCCUCAAUGCCGAAACCCUCUCCUGCCCGCCCUCGUCCAGCGCCUUAGAUGGUAUUGAAUCCAGCGUCAACGCCGCCCUCCACUACUCCCCCUCCCCUCCCUCAACCCUCCACCAAACCCAAAAAGCCAACCUCCGCGUCACUCAACUUUGGCUGCGCAUCAUCCUCUGGCAAGUCCGGUUGCGACUAGGCCAGCUCUUCGAAGCCCCACCCGGGUCGGCGGCUAGCUCGCAUACGUAUCAUUAUCCGCUGGUAGUGGCCAAAGACCUCGCGAUGUCGACUCGGGAUCUGGAGUUGGCGAGUAUGAAUGUGCAUGGUGUGGGAUUGACGGAGAAGUUGUUUGAUAUUGCUUGUGUGGUGAUCAAUGUGUUGGCGCGUGUGCCCGUCGGGAUUAUGAGGGCAGCUGCCGAGGAAGAUGUGAGGUAUUUGAGGGGGUUGAUUAGGGAGUUGCCCGGGGGGAAGACGGUGUAUGAACGUUUACUCGUCAAGCAUUUGGUGGCGGUUUUGCCGGGUAUGGUUAGGGGUUAAACGCUCACAUGGUACGGAAACUGGUAUGGUAAUCCACGUAGGUUCGAAGCUGGAAACACAGCGUUGUAAUAGCUACAUAUGGAAUUAAAGGCUUUCAUCAA
Messenger RNA from Pseudomassariella vexata, 1960 nucleotides. RefSeq lists its product as uncharacterized. Bases 243 to 1859 code for a protein of 538 amino acids. The record is from RefSeq and is a predicted model, not a curated record. Gene Ontology annotation, molecular function: zinc ion binding; DNA-binding transcription factor activity, RNA polymerase II-specific. NCBI's taxonomy places the organism in Eukaryota, Fungi, Ascomycota, Sordariomycetes, Amphisphaeriales, Pseudomassariaceae. The transcript has a single exon. Gene Ontology annotation, biological process: regulation of DNA-templated transcription.